AUGGCCAACACCGCUGUCCUCGAGGAUAUUCGGCAUGUCGCUGAGGCCGAAACUCACGUAGAGAUGCUUCCCGGCACCGAGCUCAUGGCAGAGGUGGCAGGCAUCCACCUUGUGCACGCCCACAACCGACCUAAUGCGACUGUCCUGGUGCCUCAACCUACAGCCAGCCCGCAUGAUCCUUUGAACUGGUCCAAACUCUGGAAAACCAUCGUACUCACGAACCAAGGACUGUUUGUACUCGCGAGUAUCAUCACUACUCUGUCUAUUGCGCCCCUCACGCCUGUUUAUAUGGCGGAAUGGAACAAAUCACUUACACAAGUGAAUUUAUUGACUGGCGUCACUGUCCUAUGUCUCGGAUACGCCAAUUUUGUCAUCAUUCCCUGCUCCGACAUAUUUGGUCGCCGACCGACACUGUUGGUCUGCGCCUUGAUUUCUCUGGCAAGUUGUAUCUGGCAGGCGCUGGCCAAGUCUUACCACUCGUUUCUGGGUGCUCGUGUCCUGGCGGGUCUCGGUCCAGCCGCCAACGAAUCUAUCAUGGCAACAGUGGUUGCCGAUUUGUAUUUCUUACACCAACGAGGACGCUAUGUUGGAGUCUACUUUUGGUGCUACUUUGUCGGCCUGAUGAUUGGACCCAUCAUAUCGGGAAACGUUGCCGCUCAUGUCAGUUGGAGAUGGUUCUUUUGGGCCUGUACGAUCGUGCAGGUGGUGGAGAUUGUGGGAUUGUUACUGUUCAGUCCGGAAACACGACGACUCUUAGAGCAGGAUCCGGUUGCCGCAGCAGGCCUGGUUCAACAACCGUCACUGGUUGAGGGAGGUGACGACAAGGCUCCUGCCGACGAAAUCGUCGAGAAUGAGCAGCGAGAAGUCGAAGUCGAAGUUGUUGAAAAUGCGAAUGCGAAUGCAAUUGUCGACGAACAUCUCGGCCGUGGAAGACCCAGUCGGUCCCAGUUCAAUGUCAUCCAACCCAUUGACCGGCGAGCGACGGCUUUUGCCACCAUUUUACGCCAUGUCCUGACUCCGGUGCAGAUCUUCGCCUAUCCCAUCAUCUUCUGGGCAGCCAUGAGUAUGGGCGCGGCAGCCAAUGCGCUUUUGUGCGUCAACCUCGCCCAGUCGCAGGCCCUGGCGGCGCCGCCGUAUAAUUUCACCCCGGCGAAUGUGGGAUUUGCGAAUUUUGCCCUUGCGGUCGGUGCGAUUGUCGGUUUGGCCACGGCGGGGCCGUUUUCGGAUUGGGUUGCUAUGCGGGCGACGAAAAGAAAUAAAGGGAUACGGGAACCGGAACAGAGGUUGCCUGCUUUGGUUCCGUUUCUUGUUGCUUCGGUGGUGGGCAUGGUGAUUAUCGGCGUGGGCUUCGAUCGACAAUGGCCUUGGGAACCGAUUAUUAUCGUCGGGUUUACGCUGGCGGGUGUGUUGACUGUUAGCAUUCCGACUAUUGCUAUUACUUAUGCGAUCGACUGCUACAAGCCAAUCUCAGGCCAGAUCAUGGUGACAUCGACCGUGGCGAAGAAUACGUUUGGGUUCGGCAUGACUUACUAUAUCAACGACUGGGCGGCCGAAUCGGGAUUCACUGGGCCCUUUAUGUUGCUGAUGGGGAUGACUGUGGGGUUUAGUCUGGUUGGAAUGGUUGUGCUUAUGGUGUAUGGCAAGACGUUUAGGCGGUGGACUAAGGAUGCGAAAGUGCAUAGUUUUGGAUGA
Molecule: messenger RNA, 1692 nt
Organism: Exophiala dermatitidis NIH/UT8656
Lineage: Eukaryota; Fungi; Ascomycota; Eurotiomycetes; Chaetothyriales; Herpotrichiellaceae
Product: serine/threonine kinase 16
Exons: 8
Coding region: 1-1692 (563 amino acids)
Biological process (GO): transmembrane transport
Cellular component (GO): membrane
Molecular function (GO): transmembrane transporter activity
Source: RefSeq, a predicted model, not a curated record